UCAAAAGAAUGUAAUAGUCCGUUGUAGUCUAGCUGGUUAGGAUAUUCGGCUCUCACCCGAAAGACCCGGGUUCAAGUCCCGGCAACGGAAAUGCUCUUGUUUUUAGUCCUAUAUUGUAGGAAAAGCUUGAUGGCAGUGAUGGCACAAAAGACGAUGUCUGUCUGAUCCAAAAAUGGCACGCUGUUCAAGCACAUCUGAGUUGUAUGUUGCAAAGGUGGAUUUUUCUAGUUGUUGGGACAUGCUUGUUUCAUUACAAAAAAAGGAUUUGUAGAAAAUUCAUAUGAUCUGAAAUAUUUGCUGGAAUUGGAGAAAAAAUUUGAAAACUGAAAGAGCUUUACCAUUGCCAAGCUACUAAUCAGGCAAUGUACUAGUGAUGGGAAGGUGGCAUGGUGAGAAACAUAUGGUAAGAAAUACAUUAGUCUGGUAAGAAACAUAUGGUAAGAAACUAGUCCUAAUGGAUCUUUGCUGCCAAUAUAGCAGAAGAGUUUUUUUAUUUCAUUUGAUCAUUUGCGACACAAGAAGAUGCAAAGUUUCUACUUGCUACUGUGCAAGGAUAAUUGGAAAUAGGCACCAGGAAAAUCAAAUGAAUUAGUUGAUAUUCAGUUCUAGAACUGCACUCUAUGGCACCAUUAUCACAGACAGCAAUAGGCAAGGAAGGUGCAGAAAAUUCAAAACUUAAACACAUGACAAUGGCUGAGAAAAAGCUAGCCUAUUGCUUUGUAUCAGUUCAACUCCAACAUUCUGCUUAGACAGCUUUGCAUCAGUUCAAAACCUGAAAUUUGUCUUCUAUUAUUAUCUGUGUUUUUUUCUGCUCAUUUUCCCUCCCAAUCAGGACAAUACUAGCUUCCAAUCUUAGUUAAUUGUUUGCAUUAGCAUAUAAUCAAGAAAUGGGAGAGAAAAAAUGGAAAAUUCCGUUGCCGGGAUUUGAACCCGGGUCUUUCGGGUGAGAGCCGAAUAUCCUAACCAACUAGACUACAACGGAUUGUUAGCGUCCUGGAAAGCAAACAACUCUCUGUCAGUUUUUGAGCUUGCCAAGCAGCUUUUACUAUCUUUCUCCAAGCUCCCCACGCUCCGCUUCCCUAUCCGUAGCAACUGUUCAGCUCGACCCAACUUUGUAUUUUCCUUCAUCUCCUGAAAGUUGCAGCUGUUAAUCAUUGACCUUUCAUAGUAUUUUCCUUGGCAAUAGCUGAUUAAGGUAUUAUAAAAAUGAGUGUCUCUGGACUGACCAGCAGUCCCUCAAGAUGUUGCCUUUGGCUACCUAAUCGCAAUCAAGGAUUAGUAUGCAGGCAAGUUACAGCUAUUCCAAGUGAUGGCAAACCUGAUGAAAAUUUUGGCUUACUCCAUUUUGAAAGAAGUAGUUGGACCUCUUCUAUUCGAAAGUGGAAGACACAGAAAACUCACUUGAUCAAGUGUGCAAUGGAUGUUUCCUAUGGUGAUAUGGCAAGUGAAUCAGCUGGAUCGGAUAUCUUUCCUAGAAUUAAUAUCAGGGACCCAUAUAAACGACUAGGAAUAAGCAGGGAGGCUUCCGAGGACGAAAUUCAAGCUGCAUGGAACUUCCUUAUUAGUAAAUAUGGGGGGCACAAAACAAGUGUGGACGCUAUUGAAGCAGCACAUGACAAAAUAAUUAUGCAGAAGUUCUAUGAAAGGAAGAACCCAAAAAUUGACAUCAAGAAAAAGGUCAGGGAAGUCAAACAAUCCCGAGUUGUACAGGCUGUCACAAGCAGGUUCCAUAAUCCGGCCAGUAAGUUCAUUGUGAGAACAUCCAUAGCAUUUAUAGUGCUUGGAGUUCUCACUGUUCUCUUUCUAACUGAAGAAGGCCCAACCCUUCAAGUAGCCAUAUCACUGAUAGCUACCUUCUAUUUCAUACAUGGUCGGUUGAAGAGCAAAAUCCAAGCUCUACUUUAUGGGGCUGGAGCUUUUAUAUUCUACUGGCUGGUGGGAACCUUCUUGAUGGUAUCUGUGAUUCCACCUAUUCCUAUUCUUAAGGGUCUGAGGAGUUUUGAAGUGCUGACAUCAUUGAUAACCUAUGUGCUACUCUGGCUUUCGUCUACUUAUCUUAAGUAGUGCCAAACCACCAGGUGUCUCUUAUUAUAGAACCCCAAUUUUGAUGUAGUGGAUAACGCAAGAUUUUCUUGGUAGUGGUUCAUUGAUCAUAUUAUGUUAGCUUAUGAGAGUUGUGUCAUAUUUCUACUUUUGGCAUUAAUACUAGUUGUUCUGCUUAACAUAUUGGUCAAAAGCAUAGUUUGGAAAGAAAGAUUGUGGAUGAAUUUGUUUGUUGUCUGGUAAAAGAUGUAAAACUAGAUCAAAGAAAGAUAGGUUGUUGAUUUUGUGAAUUGUGGUUUCUUACAUAAAUUUUCUUCCUUUUUGUUCUUUUCUCCUAUUUUUUUCCAAGAUUCUGAAUCAGUAUGGAAUCAC
Durio zibethinus is the source of this 2415-nucleotide messenger RNA. Its product is annotated as protein CHAPERONE-LIKE PROTEIN OF POR1, chloroplastic-like. Gene Ontology annotation, cellular component: chloroplast membrane. The record is from RefSeq and is a predicted model, not a curated record. NCBI's taxonomy places the organism in Eukaryota, Viridiplantae, Streptophyta, Magnoliopsida, Malvales, Malvaceae.